AUGUACAGCUUUGACUAUUUGGCGGCCUUGGCAAAGGCUCCUUUUGCAGCCCAUGGUUAUGGUGCCUUUCUGACUCUCAGUAUCGUGGAUAGAUACUAUAUACCAACUAUCUCACAUGAGAAGGCAGUGGAGCUUCUUAGGAAAUGUCUGAAGGAGCUCCAGAAACACUUCAUCCUGAAUCUGCCAACCUUCAGCAUUCGAGUCAUUGACAAAAAUGGCAUCCAUGACCUCGAGAACAUUUCCUUCUCUAAACAGGGAUCCUAA
This is a messenger RNA of Chrysochloris asiatica (Cape golden mole), 264 nucleotides long. RefSeq names its product proteasome subunit beta type-2-like. The record is from RefSeq and is a predicted model, not a curated record. NCBI's taxonomy places the organism in Eukaryota, Metazoa, Chordata, Mammalia, Afrosoricida, Chrysochloridae. Gene Ontology annotation, cellular component: proteasome core complex. The coding region runs from base 1 to 264 and encodes 87 amino acids. The transcript has 2 exons.